This is a messenger RNA of Schistosoma turkestanicum, 1323 nucleotides long. The record is from the annotation of a GenBank genome assembly. Lineage: Eukaryota; Metazoa; Platyhelminthes; Trematoda; Strigeidida; Schistosomatidae.
AUGUUCAACGAAGCAGAACAGCAUCAACAAUGUGAUUACAAAUUGAAUUUGAAAACCAAAUGCGAUUCAAUUUUACUCCAGAAAACUCUAAAUACCACUAAAAAUGAGAAUUCAAAUUUCAACAUACAACACACUGACUCUACUGCUCAUAACAACGAAGCAAGAGUGAAGUCUGUGCAAUCUGAUAACAACGAAGUAAUCAAAAUCAUUUCCUCUUUGGAUGGACUACAUCCGUGUAAUGUUGUACAGAGAAGUCAGAUUGAAACAUUUCUCGAUGAUAAUGAUUAUCGAAAUGAAGGUGUCAGUAUGUCAGCAAACCAUGGUGGUAUAAAACACAGCUUGGACGAUGAUCUAUCAAAUACCAACACCGUCGGUGAUCAAAGUCUUCUACAUUUAGCAGCUCAUAUGAAUGUAGGACACGAUAUCAUAAACAAAAUCUAUCAUAAUGAACAUGAUCAAGGACCUGUUGGUAUUUUCUAUGUUGAUUCAUCAGGUAGAACAGCUUUGACUAGAGCUGCUGCUGCUAAUUCUUUAGAGUCAAUCAAGUCGUUAUACCAACUUGAAAAAGAAGCUAUGGUGAAAACGAAACCAGUGAAACCUGUCAAGUCACAACACAUCACUAAACCGAAACCAACAUAUCGUUCAAGAAGACGUUAUCAAAUUUAUGAAUCUCGACAAUGUUCACCAAUCAUAGUUGCUAUCCAAGCAGGGAAUGAUGAAGUAGUGAAGUGUCUAUUGGACGAAGGUUGUCCUUAUAACACUGUUGAUCAAUACGGUCGUAAUGUUGUACAUUGGGCAGCAGUAACUAAUUCCGUUAAAAUAUUAUCUCGUUUAGCACAGUGUAAAGGAUUUGCUAGAUUAAUGAAUAUGAAAGAUGACUGGGAUAGAACACCGAUCAUGUUAGCUGUACGUGAAGGUUGUCAGGAAGCUGUGCAAUUCCUUCUGGAUAAACAAGCAAGAAUCGAAAUCACAGACUGUAUGGAAAAUGAUUGUGUAUCAUUAUGUAUAGAAAAAGGCUAUCAGAGAAUACAUGAAAUACUGAUAAAUUAUAACCGGUCAAGAAACUUCGACACAAAGACAAUAACACCUGAUAAGAAAGUGAAUAUUUUCAAUGAAAAUUCAGAUGUGAGUGAACAAGAACUAGGAUUGUCAUCAAUGGCAACGGUCACCACAGUGAUGACAACCACACCAGUACGCCAUUCAGCAGAGAACAUUUGUCGUAUGAAUGAAUUUGAAUGGGUGAGUUUAAGUGAUGAUUCAGUUUCGGAAGCGUUCAGCGAUUGUGAUCCGUUCACAGAAGACGUGAAUGCGCAUUGUAGUUGA